Prorocentrum cordatum is the source of this 366-nucleotide messenger RNA. Lineage: Eukaryota; Dinophyceae; Prorocentrales; Prorocentraceae. The record is from the annotation of a GenBank genome assembly.
AUGGAGGGGAUGCUGGGCAAGGAGUACCGCGUGCUGCAGGUGCCAAGCCCCGGCGUCGUGGGGCUGCCCUCGCCGGACGGGAGCCAGGAGGGCGUGUGGUACUUCCCCGACCGCCUGGUGCACCGCGUGGACGAGCCCAUGGUCCACCCCCUCGUGUCUCCGCAGAAGCUCUUCUCCCACGGCGAGACGCGGAUGUCCUGCUUCCCGCUGGUGGCGACGCACCUGGAGUCGCUGGCGUGGUCGUUUACUGAUCCCAUGUUCUGGCAGGGGGUGUCGCUGCUGAUGGUCAGCGUGGCGGCAAGUUCGCUCGCGUUCCUGACCGUCUGCUGCUGCCCAGGCACGGCUUGGAAGGACAGCCACCUCUGA